AUGAGUAACUGUCCAUUCCUUUUUCGACACGUGUUGCAGUUACACGACGAAGAUGAUUUUAGGAUUUUCUUGAACUUGAUGAGAAUACAGCUUGAUGGAAAUAAAUGCUUAGAAGACGCCAGGCUAAAUAAACGAUAUUGGUCAAGAUUAUCAGUAGACACUGGUAACACAAGGCACAACAGGUGUCGCUUCACUCAUUGGGAAUAUAGAUCCAUGAUCGUCCUAGAACUCAUUCUUGCUCUGACUCCUUGUGGUGGACCCAUAUUUUUCACGAAUUUGCGAAACAGAUACAGAAUACCUGGAAUGAAGAGAUUAACAGACAAAAAAGCCGCACGGCAUCACGCUGGCGUGUCCUGCUCUAUGACAGAUGAGGUUUUUUCUUUGUCGGGACGGACACCGUGCUCAGUUCUAAAGCGCUGGCUCGCUAAAUAUCCGAUGUACUGCCAAUCUCUGUUCUCGAACUACUUCUUCUAUGUCAGUAAACACGUAAGUACGCGCCGCUGAUCACGAAGUUCGAGAUAGUUCAAUUUCAAAACUGUGGACCUAUCGGUCACACCAAGACACUACUCGGCAUAAAGUUAGCAACUCAUGAUGAGGACAAGAAAUGACGAGAGCGAUCAAGGACCUAAUAAAGUGAUGACGUUCUAUGCCAAGCAUGACAACACUAAAACACGAACCACGAAUAUCAG
Messenger RNA from Amoebophrya sp. A120, 689 nucleotides. Lineage: Eukaryota; Dinophyceae; Syndiniales; Amoebophryaceae. The record is from the annotation of a GenBank genome assembly.